Molecule: messenger RNA, 1331 nt
Organism: Episyrphus balteatus (marmalade hoverfly)
Lineage: Eukaryota; Metazoa; Arthropoda; Insecta; Diptera; Syrphidae
Exons: 4
Coding region: 257-844 (195 amino acids)
Source: RefSeq, a predicted model, not a curated record
ACCUACAUAAAAUCGAUUAGCUUUCAUAUUUCGAUAUACGUAGAUAUAUUCGAUAAAUAAUACUGCGCAGGACGAUGACAUUACCUAAUGACAAAAAAAAAUCAAUAACGCAGACAAAACCCUUGAAACUUUAAAAUUUGACAUUUCUACCAAUACCAAAAUGAAAACAUUUCAACAAAUAGUUGACGUAGUUAAAUAAGUGCAUUUCAAAGAUAAAGCAACAUACAGGAUAAAGUAAUUUCAAAAAUAUAAAAGUAUGGAAGAUAAAGCUACUAAAAUUGGUAGUGAGUUCGAACCAAUCAAUGGUUAUUCAAGAAAGACUGAUAACGAAAGAAGUGGUAAUGAAAACGCAACAAACCAUCUGGAAGUAACUUUCAGUGGGCGACUAAAUACAAAUCAAGAGGAAAAUGGAAAUUCUGAUUACUACCAUCAGACAAAUACAUGUCGCAUUCUUCAGAGAAAAUUAGAAUUAAAAGUUGAAAAAGCUAAACGCAACUAUAACCAAUAUCAGGACACUUGUUCAAAGAAAUCACAAUCUUCCAGCUUAAUACCAAUAAGUCGCUUACAAAUACCUGGUUACGUUGAAAAUCAGCCUUUAGUUGAUUAUAAAUCUGAAAGUGAUGACCAAGAAGAAAUAUCUUUUUUUCCCUUGAAGUUGAAGAGCACAAAGAAACAAGAACUCUCAGAUACGUUCAGCAUACAAGAUAUAACAAUUGAAUCAGAAGACAAUAAUUCCGAUGAUAGUGAUACCUCAGCAAAUUUAGAACUUCUUCCCCCAAGAUUAAAAACAAAUCUUUUGGAUAAGGUUUUAAAUUGUUUCUAUUGUGUACAGGGUAAAAUCUAGUAAUAAAAAUAGUGCUUAUUAAUUUUGUGUUAUAUUUAAAACGUAUCUCUCUAAAAAUUUAAAGUUGUAAAGCUUGAAAGGCUUGUACUCAAAAGUGCUUUUUUCACACUUCUUCCAUCGGUCAGAAAUCAUGAUUUUGGAUGAUUUGUAUAUUCUAAUGAUUUCGGGCCCAAAAUUAUGUUUUUAUUAUUAUUAAAAAAAAAAUUAAAUUCUAUGGCUUUAGCCUUUAACCUGACUAUUGAAUUGGAUUUUAGUUUGGUGAAAUAUGUAGAAUUCAGUCAAAUAUUUAAGUAAGCUUUAAAUCUGUUUAUUGGUAAUACAUAUAUAUUUUGGUAAUAAUAUUUUAUAACCUUGCAAAAAAGAAUAGUAAGAAAGUUAUUUGUAACUUUCAAAGUUGAAAGCCGAGCACUUUUGAGGGUUUAGGGCUGCCGACUGCUUACUCAUGUCUUGUAUAUGGAACCAAGAAUUUUUUAGAUAGAACAAAGUG